This is a messenger RNA of Exophiala bonariae, 1404 nucleotides long. RefSeq lists its product as uncharacterized. The transcript has a single exon. The record is from RefSeq and is a predicted model, not a curated record. Gene Ontology annotation, molecular function: protein binding. The coding region runs from base 1 to 1404 and encodes 467 amino acids. NCBI's taxonomy places the organism in Eukaryota, Fungi, Ascomycota, Eurotiomycetes, Chaetothyriales, Herpotrichiellaceae.
AUGUCUGUUUCAGAAACAUCAAGCAUAGAACUCUUGGAGCUACCCCAGGAGCUCUUGAGCCACAUUCUGGCCCAUCUCGAUGCACUCACUGUUACUCGGUUCAAACAAACCUGCAAAACAGCCGACAAACUGACCAGUGCGCAGAAUCAACUUUUAUGGAAGGCCGUAUUCUUGCAGGUCUUUGAUGACCCGUCCGAUGCUUGGGCGAUGAUGCCAAACCAAGACCGGACGAAAGAAGGACAGAAUUGGGAUUGGUUUCGAGAAUUGAGACGAAGACUCGUAGCUCUCAAUGCGCUGCGAUCCCGGAAAACCCCUCUUCCAGAGGACCAGGCAUGUUCCGAAGAAUUCAUCGACACCAUACUCAGCAUUCUCGACACCGCUAAAUUCACUCCAAACACCCGUGAUAUCAGACAAGGCAUUUCACCAUCACUCGAUGACAGAACGCUGUCUCGCAAUCUGAAAAUCCUCGCCGAUUAUGAUCGAUAUCGUGCGGGGAUAGAGAUUCUAAUUCACGACUCAGGCAGGAGUCCAAAAUCGAGGAUCACACGCUCGAUGGUCGUGGCUGAUGAGGAACACAACCGUCCAGAAUCUGCAUCUCGGUUACACGUUCUCAAUGGCAUCACCAUCAGAGAACGCAUCGAGCACCGGGCUCGGGGAAUUGCCCGACGCAAAGUCUACAACUGGCAUCUCACCGGACCAGACAACGAUUAUGGUCCCUUCAAGCGAGACGGCACCGGUCGAGUCGACUGGUCUUUGCUCGAAGGUGUCUGCUCUGUCAUCGGACGCAACUUUGAAUUCUGCGUCGAAAGUCAGUUGAGCCUACCUUCAGGAUUUGCCUACUCCAUUCCGCACCGCACUCUAGCAGAUCCCACCGUGCCGGAAGACUGGGCUCGCGUUACAGGGUCAUGGUUGGGCACGUAUUCAUUCCUCGAUUACGCCGACCUCUUCGCAUUUAAUGCUGCAAACUUUCCCGAGAGCGAACGCCCAACGUUGGACCGCGAACACGAGGCGUGCGGCGAUCUAAUGAGACUUUCACUCAAGAUUGACCAGUCUAUAUCUUCCGACCCAGUGCUCAAGACGAGUCUCCCUUUCUCCACUGACCUUCCUCCCCUAUACUUCUCGGGCAUCUCUCGAGCGAGUGCGGGACUAGAACGUCCCUCAAUUGGCUUCCGCGGCUGUGCAUUCCUGAUGCCAGGGGGACGAGAAGUUCGAUGGCGGUACAUCAUCAGUUACGCUGGUCAAGAUCAAUGGCAGUUGGAAGGCAUCCAGCCCGGUGGCGUCAGAUCAGGAGGCGUGUUCGGCCUGUGGUCGCAGUGCGAUCACGAGGAACAUGGUCCUGUCGGCCCGUUCUGUUACUUUCCGGCAGAACUCUGCAAGCCGACGACCUUGGUUCUCGUUUCCUAG